This is a messenger RNA of Rubroshorea leprosula, 1675 nucleotides long. NCBI's taxonomy places the organism in Eukaryota, Viridiplantae, Streptophyta, Magnoliopsida, Malvales, Dipterocarpaceae. The record is from the annotation of a GenBank genome assembly.
AUAUUUGGUUCAUCUUUGUCUAAAGACUCAAGGCAAAAUCAAAGGUCAAAUACGUUUCAAAGAUGAUGCAAGAUGUGUGGAAUGCUCCGCCUGGUUUCAGGCCUACCAAGUCGGCUCCUUCUUCUCCGGCAAAGCCUCUUGGAAUGUCGAGAACUCGUUCUGAGUCGUUUCAUGCCAUCCACAAGGUUCCAGUUGGGGACACUCCUUAUGUCAGAGCGAAAAAUGUUCAAUUGGUGGAUAAAGAUCCAGAGAGGGCAAUUCCUCUGUUCUGGGCAGCCAUCAAUGCCGGAGACAGAGUGGAUAGUGCCUUGAAAGACAUGGCUAUUGUGAUGAAGCAACAAAAUCGAGCCGAGGAGGCCAUUGAAGCCAUCAAAUCAUUGCGUAAUAGAUGCUCAGAUCAAGCCCAGGAGUCUCUUGAUAACAUUCUUCUGGAUCUUUAUAAGAGAUGUGGAAGAUUGGAAGACCAAAUAGCAUUAUUGAAGCACAAGUUGUUCUUGAUUCAGCAAGGGCUUGCUUUCAAUGGGAAGCGCACAAAGACUGCCAGGUCUCAGGGAAAGAAAUUUCAGGUUUCAGUGGAACAAGAAGCAACUCGGUUGCUGGGGAACUUGGGAUGGGCACUGAUGCAGCAGAACAACUACAUUGAAGCAGAAGAUGCAUACCGCCGGGCACUAACCAUUGCUCCUGACAAUAACAAGAUGUGUAAUCUGGGAAUCUGCUUGAUGAAACAAGGGAGAAUAGCUGAGGCCAAAGAAACCCUCCGGCGAGUGAAACCGGCCGUUGCAGAUGGACCAAGGGGAGUAGAUUCCCAUCUCAAGGCCUAUGAGAGGGCACAGCAGAUGCUCAAGGAUCUUGAAUCCGAGAUGAUGAAUAAGGGAGGAGACAGAGUGGAGCAGAGCAGGCUCUUUGAUGCCUUCCUUGGUUCUUCAUCCAUUUGGCAGCCCCUGCCUUGCAAGGAUCCUACCAUUAUCCCACAGGCAAAAGCUGGCAGAGCACAAGAUGAUUUUGUAGAUGAGAAUGUUGAUGGGAACAUUAUAGCAAACAAGUUGUUGGUUUCUCAGCAGAGAAAUGUGAAGCAAUUUGCUUCAUUUGCGAAUUCUUGGAAUAUUGAUGCUCCACCAUUUUAUUCUUCAAAAUUUCAUGAGACCCUCAAGAGAACAAGGUCCGGGAAUGCUGCAAAUUCUAUGAGAGUAGGUGAAAUUGGGGAUUGUGCCAAGCCUUUCUCUGCAGAACAGGAGAAACCAGAAAUCAAAACAAGGAGGAGGCUCUCUCCUUCAUCCGAAAAUGAUUCAGGAGACAAGUUGGCGGAGUUGUUGCCAGACAACAACGAAUUUGAAGAUGCCAUCAUUGCUGCAGUACUUGGAUCAGAAGCAGGCAAGGAGGUGGAGAACAGCAAUUCUACUGGUAUAUUUCAGAACAAAGUUGACAAGCGGCUCAGGGUUUUCCAGGAUAUUACCCUCUCUUUGAGUCCUAGAGCCUGACUUGAUUUAAUCGCUAAUUUAAUCUCAUUAAUCCAAGAGUCUGACUUAGGUGGGAGAUGAACUUGUUCUCCUUGACUCAUGCUGCUCCACAGGUAGCAGUUCUAAACUAUCUUACUGUAACCACUAGGCAUUAUAUAUUUGUUUAAGUAUGCCUCUCAAGCUAGGCACAUUCAGCUUAAUAAAAAAUUCAUGUCUUA